Molecule: messenger RNA, 3539 nt
Organism: Rhipicephalus microplus (southern cattle tick)
Lineage: Eukaryota; Metazoa; Arthropoda; Arachnida; Ixodida; Ixodidae
Product: PTB domain-containing adapter protein ced-6
Source: RefSeq, a predicted model, not a curated record
AACUCCGAGGAGAGAUCCCCGCAGCUGGGAAGCCCUGUUGGGAGCGGACUACUGUGGGCGUCAUGGGCGAACUUUGUUUCUGUUUUGGAUGCCAAUGCUGAAUGCUGUCAUGUUGGAGAGGCGCUUCUGAAUGCAGGUGGCAUCUCACCCUUCCAAGAGCUGUCUUGUUGGUACUGUUCUUGUGUAUGUAAAUAUAAUCACUCAUCAUGAUCAAGCAGUCUUCCUUCCUCAAGUGGGCCCAAAACAACAAGAACUCCGUCAAAAAAGCAAAAGCGAAGAUGAACCGGGUGGCCGUAGAUGGAUCCAUCCAGCAGAUGCUCUGCAGAAAGGACAUGUUGCGUAUCUGGUCAAGUUUCUCGGCUUCACUGAAGUGGAACAGUCCAAAGGCAUUGAAGUUGUUCGAGAGGGAAUACGCAAGCUUAAGUUUAAUCAGCAGCUGAAGAGGUCUGAAGGCGGCAAGGUACCGAAGGUGGAGCUGACGAUUUCAGUCGAUGGUGUUGCCGUGCAAGAUCCCAAAACAAAGAGGAUAUUUCACCAGCACCCGCUGCAUCGUAUCUCCUACUGCGCGGAUGACAAAACUGACAAGAAGUCAUUCAGCUUCAUCGCCAAGGAGUCGGAUGGUGAACGGCACUCGUGCUUCGUGUUCUCCAGCGAAAAGUUGGCUGAAGAAAUCACACUGACCAUAGGACAGGCAUUCGACUUGGCUUACAGGAAGUUUCUUGAAACCUCAGGCAGAGACCUUGAGAUGAGGAAACAGUUCAUGAUUCUCCAAAAAAGAGUACAAGAUCUAGAAGAAGAAAACAGUCGACUGCGCAAGUACCUUCGUGACGGCGAUUACUCGCAUGGGGACGGUGUUGCCUCCCAUACAGAAACAAACAACCACAAGCCAAAGGCUAAGGUUCGAGCAAUCUCAACAAAUGGUACCAGCAAGCCCAGCUCAAGUAACGUGGUCCCAGAGCCUCUGCCACCUCCUGUUCCUCCCCGGGGUUCUGACCACGGCCAGCCUUCACAAGACCUUCUUGGCCUGACGGUGCCAACUGUUGGCACACGUCUUGAAAACUUGUCCAUGGAUGACCUGGAAGACUUCAAUCCAAGAGCAGAGACUGAGCCUGUACAAGCCAAAACUAACGGGUGUUCAGAAGCGUCCACCAACGGUACGUUGGACACGCCGUCCAGUGUUGCCGCCGCCAAGGACCUCUUUGGUGCAGAGCCGUUUUCGCCGACAAAAGAGGAAGACCCCUUUGGCAUGGGUGACUUCUCGGACAACCUUGGAGGUCAAGAGCUGGAGAAUGCGAUUGGCAUAAUUGACCGCAGGCUUAACGAAAUGAAGGAUGGUUUCAGCCGAGGACUCUCCUUUGGAAAGGAUGAUUUUCUUCUUGAACAGUUGGACCCUUUGGGAAGCAAGCCACUUGCCUGAAUUGAUGAGUGUGAAAAUUGAGUCAGCAAUGUUAUUGUGCCCCACACUUCUUUCCUUUUCUUUUGUUUUUUAAUCUAAGCUGUUUUAAGCUGAAUAUUGAAUUUCCAGAUUUCUUUUUCUCAUUUUCUCCACGUAAUUUUGUCAUAUUUAGUAUCAGUAGUGAGGCACAACACAGCAGAAGCAAGUUGCGUGUGCUGAGAAUGGACCACACAUAUACGCCCAAGCCUACUUUCGUUUCAUUCAUUGUUUUAGACGUGUUUGUUGUAAGAGGCUCACAUAAUCUCUGGGUGUUUGCAUAUUUUUCAGUGCUUUCCAUCUUCAUUCCACAGUUCUUGAAAACUGCUUUGACCAAACCAAACAACUAGCAUUUCUUUUCUCCUGUAUGUGUGAAUGAUGCACGGUGCUUCUUUACCACUACUUUUGCACAUCACCUAGAGGACAGCAUAUGGGUGCACAUAUACAUUUUUUUAACUGUCUCAAAAGGCUAGUCUUCAUGAUGAAAGCCUUUUAUUGUAUUUUUUUAAAGCUUUUUUUUUAAACUCUCUUUAUAUGCAAGGUUCCUUUUUUUUUUUUUUUCACUUGCUGCGAAUGUUGAGUGUGUUGCCUGAGAGGCUGUGCAGUUGGAUGUGCAUAUAACCAACCUUGAAUAUAGAAAAGUAUUUUAGCCUGUUGGCCUCGUCCAACACUGGUUUCACCGUGCGAGCAGAGCCAGGCAUUAGAGCUGUGAUUGUUUUCCUCCUUUUUUUUACUUUUUCAUUGCUUUCUUUCCUUCCUCUAGCACAAGAUUAUACGCUGAUAACAUAUCUAGGCACGCGUCUGUUAAGGCUUACCACCACUGUAUAGGAAGCCAUGCGCCGCUUUUUUCAUUCAUCUCGAAGUGUCUUAACAGAUGUCAUGCCUGAAAUGAAUGUAGCUAGGUCUUGUUCCAAUAACUUCCUACCACAAUGACCAAUACAUUUUGAAAGAUACCGGAGGGAGGAGGUGUAGCUUCACGUAUGCCGAUAUCUGGGAGGGUGUCUGUCACCUCUUAAUAGCAAUAACGCAGGUUUAUGUAAGCCAUGUCCAGUGUACACAUCCUUUCAUCCACUUCAAAAGGCAAUUGUUGCAUGCUCCUAGCAUGGACUUCUUGUGUAUAAGCCUACGUUGUGCUGUGUUAUGAUAAGGUAAAUACUGGACAAAAGUGGCUUGAAAGGGCAAAAAAAACUGCAUGCCGGAAAAAAAACUGCAUGCAGGCAGCAUCAUGGUUUACAUCCACUACCAUUUCGUCUUGAGUCUUUUUGAACACCCAACCCAACGGUAUCCAAUAAUUUUUAAUCUGCCAUCUUCGAAGACUACUGACCAGCUCUACACCCGAGACUUCCACUCCGGUUUAAUUAAUGCUCUUUGUUACAUAAGUACGAUGGCCUGCGUGCUUAAUAAGGCUACGUUGAAUUGUGGAAGUUUGGCAUUUAAAAGCGCUUCCUCAUUUUUCAACUUCCAAGUACGAGCCCUGUGAUGUGGAACAUCAGAAAGGCAAUGCUCUGAAUGGGUUUGUACAAUAAGCUGCGUACAGGUCUUAAGCCAUUGGGGCUGAUACUUAUGGCCCAGAACCUAAAUGUUUUAAGGCCUGAGCAGUUACAAGGCCAAAAUAAGCUUGAUAGGAUUGUAAAGCUUUAAAUUACUUUGGUGGUUACGGCUCUUCUGCUACCGGUUGAUAUAAGGACCGACAGACAGUGUGCCAAGUUUCAAAGAUUUUUUAUAUAGAGCCGGAUUAGAGCUGUCAAAUGUAUUUGUUAUUGGUGUUAAGGUGUAGUGAGAGUGGUUUUCGUAAAUGGUCGUUCUUCUCCACAUGCUAUGCAAUUUGACGGUGACAUGACGGUAGUGUGUUAAAGGUAUCGCGCCUGAAUGUUUUUUUUUUUUUUUGAAGAACAUGCCAGUGAGCCUUCGUUGGAAAUGUUCUGAAUUCUUGAAUCUCUGCUUGUGUCUGUAGUAAAAGUUGUUGCAGGCAGUUGUCAUGAGUAUCUCUCAGAUCUACUCUCAUUGGCACCCAAAAGAAAGCACCAUGUAAGAAAUGUUGGUUCAAAGAUGUGUAAUGUGACAUUGUUUGUUGACAAUAAAGCUGUUUUUUUCUUUCAUUUCUAAA